AUGCUUGAAAGGCCAGUAGCUCAUGGGAGGUGCGAGGUUGAUGGCUUAGUUGACGCCGACGGCAACCCGUCCGCCUCCCCGCUCCGAGCUGCUGCUGCCGGCCUGCUCGCGCGAUUUAAGGCAAGUCGCACAGUCGCGCACUCGCUUCCCGCCAGUCAAGGCAAGUCGCACCAUCCCCGGGGCCCCCGCGCCAGCCAAGUCCGCCAAGGACGCGGAGGCGGAAGAAGCAGCAGCGGCGGCCGCCGCCAGGUUCCCCAAGAGCACGAGCCGAUCGAGCAGCACCAGCAGCACGCCCACCCCGGGCCCCCUGCGCCAGCCAAGACCGCCAAGGACGCGGAGGCGGAAGAAGCAGCGGCGGCCGCCGCCAGGUUCCCCAAGAGCACGAGCCGAUCCACCAAGUCCGCCAAGGACGCGGAGUCGGAAGAAGCAGCGGCGGCCGCCGCCAGGUUCCCCAAGAGCACGAGCCGAUCGAGCAGCACAAGCAGCACGCCCACGUCCGGGGGCGCUACCCCCAGCGCCUUCAGCCGCGGGGGCGCCGGCGCUGCUGGGGGCGCAGGCAGCAGCGGGGCGGGGCGGCGGAAGGAGGAGGAGGAGGGCAGGCCGCGGCACAGAGUCCCGGGGGCAAAAAAGCACUCCGCGUCUUCCGCCACUGGUUCCGCCGGUGGCGCAGCAGGGGGAGGCGCGGACCGCGCGGGGGACGAAGAGCUGCUGCGGACGGUUUCAGGCGCGUCCACUGACUCGUCUAAGGGGAGAGGCAGGCACGCAGCAGUGCACGGGGAGGCGGGGGAGGAGGGGCGCGCGGGGCGGGUGAGGGGCAGCGGACUGGUGGAGCACGCGGAGGGGAUGGAGGGGGCGCAUGAUGGAACGGGUGCGCAUGAUGUGAGCCAGGUGCCUGCCCCUCCCUGCCUCUCUCGUGUGGCUUCUGGCCCGUGCAUGUUCCACCAGCGUGCAUGUUCCACCAGCGUGCAUGUUCCACCAGCGUGCAUGUUCCACCAGCGUGCAUGUUCCACCAGCGUGCAUGUUCCACCAGCGUGCAUGUUCCACCAGCGUGCAUGCAUGUUAAACCAGCCACUCUCCCGCUGCCCUGCUCUCCCAGCGCCCAUAACUGCUACUCGCGUCUCCCCCAAGCUCCACCGUUCCUUGCAAAGAGUCCCCCCACCCGCCCCAUCUCGUCCCCGCUAUGCUGUGCCUCGUUUGCAGGACGAGGACGCCCACAAGAAGAAGAAGCGCUCUGCGCGGCCCUCCCUCUCCCCCUACCCUCCCCCCGCCCAAUUCAUCCAACUUUUCCGGCAUUUUGUUCUCGUGCUCAGAUUCUAUACUUUGAACCCCCUUUGCUUGCCACUCACACCUCUCGUUCCUUGUCACCUCCUUCCUUCAUACCUGGUUGUGCUUCCUUCUGGUGUAGAUUUUCUGCCUUUUCGCCCCUCGUUGCUCCUCGUCACUCCCCUCCCUCUUCUUCCUUUUCUCUCCUUCUCGCCUCGCUCCUGUUUGCUCUAUCCUCUCUCGCUCCACUGCUCACGCAUCUUCGUUUUCUCCUUCGCGCGUCUCCUCUUUCCGUCCCGUCUAUCCGUUCCCCUUCCCUUUCGCCCCUGUCGCCUCUGUCCGCGCCCCUCCCCCCCUCCUCCGCGCCAGAAGGAAGCUCUGGAGGAGAUGCGCGCGGAGGUGGAGCAGCUGCGGGAGCAGCUGAGGGACGCGGGGGAGAAAGCCAAGGAGGCGGACGACAGGGCGCGCGAGGAGGCGCGGAAGCGCCAGUACGUUGAGGCGGUGAUGGCGGAGCUUGAAGAGCAGAUGCAGGCGGAAACAGGCAGGCGCGAAGCCGCGGAGAAAGCGCUCAAGGAGGCGCGGCGGAAGCUGGAGCGCGCGGGGGGGUCUGACGGGGACGCGGAGGGCGCGGAGGGGAAGGAGAGGCGGGGCGGAGCGGGGGGAGAGGUGGCGGAGCUUGAGGAGCGGUUGGACGAGGCGGAGAGGCGUUGGGAGGAGGAGAGGGACCGGGCUUUGGAGCUAGAGCAGGAGUUACAGAUGGUAGAUGAGGAGAUGAAAUUAGAGAGAGAGUCUAUGAGGGAAAGUAUGGCUGCUUAUGCUAAGGGAAUGGAGGAUUUAGCGACACAGGCUGAGGAUGAUUUCAGACGGCAGAUUGACGAUUUGAAGGAUGACCUGGAACGGGCGAAUGCUGAGCUGGACGCGGUUAGGGAUGAGCUGGACAGGGCGAAUGGUGAGGUGGAAAGAGGGAGGGAUGAGCUGGAGAAGGGGAGGGAUGAGGUGGAGAACAUGCGCGCGCGGGUGGAGGAGGCGGAGCGGACGGCGCAGGCUGCUGUUCGGAAGGUGCUGGAGGAGAAGGGGAGAAGGGAGGAGGCAGAGAGGGAGGCGGAGGAGUGGCGGAAGAAGGCGGAGAGCAGUGAUGGCGGAGAAAAGGGGGCUGGGGGCAGUGGAGAAGAAGGGGAAAAGAGUGAGAAGAGUGAGAAGAGCGAGGAGGAUGGGAAGGCAGGGGCGGGAAGGAUUGUGGAGUUGGAGGGUGAAUUAGAGGACUUAAGGGACAGGAUAGAGGCAGCAGAAGCUCAGAAGGCGAAUCUGCUAGAGCGGUGGGAGGAGGGCGAGCAGCGCAGGCAGGAAGCAGAGCAGCAGCGCGACAAGACGGAGGCAGCGCGGAGGGAGCUCGAGGCGCAGGUGAUUGAGCUCGAAGCGCAGGUGGGGCAGCAGAGGGAGGAGGUGGAGGAGGCGGAAGUGCGGCGGCGGACGCUCGAGGCGCAGGUGGUUGAGCUCGAGGCGCAGGUGGUGGAGCUUGGCGCGCAGGUGGGGGUGCAGCGGGAGAGGGCGGGGGAGGCGGAAGCGGAAACGAGGGCGCUGAAAGCGCUACUGGCGGAGCUGGAAACGCAGCUGGGGGCGGAGCGGGCGAAGGCGGAGGAUCUGGAGAUUCAGCUGGGGGCGCAGCGGGCGAAAGCGGAGGAGGCAGAGCGAGCAAUGGGGGAACUCGAUUCGAAGCUGGGGCAGCAGAGGGAGAGGGGCGGGGAGGCGGAAGGGGAGGUGAAGGAACUAGAGGCCAAAUUAGGCCAGCAGAGGGAACGCGCGGAGGCAGCAGAGAGAGAGCUUGAAGAGGUUAGAUCCGAGCUGGGGCAGGUGGGACAGCUGAGGGAACAGGUUGAGGAGGCAGAGAGAGAGGCCAGGGAGCUGGAAGGGAAGCUGGAGAGGCAGAAUGUGCGGGCGGAGGAGGCGGAGGGGGCGGCGAGGCGGGUGGCGGAGGAGAUGGGCGCGGAACUGGCGGGCAUGCGCGAGCGGAUGGUGGAGUACGUGAUGGGGCGCAAGACCGCGGAGCAUAGGGAGAGAGAGGCGAGUGCGCGGGGUGAGGAGGAGAGGGGGAGACGGGAGGAGGCGGAGAAGAGAGUGAGGGAGCUGGAGGAGGAGGUGCAGCGAGGGAAGCAGGCGGAAGAGAGAGUGAGGGAGCUGGAAGAUAAUGUGGGGCGAGGGGCGGUUGGGGGGGGAAGUGUGGGUGGGAGUGUGGAGGGGAGUGUGGGCGAGGGGAAAGAGGGUGAAGAGAAGCAGGAUGCGGAGGAGAAGGGGGAGGAGGUGGCGGCGAGAGAAGAGGCGGGGGAGUCAGAACUGGAAGAUCUGAGGGCGAAAUGCGCCCAGGCGUUGAGGCAACUGGAGGACACAGCGGAGGCAACUGGAGGACACAGCAGAAGUGCAGUCGUCUCUGGAACAGGAGCUAGACCACCUGUAUUUAGAGUUGCAGCACGAGCAGGAGCUGUCAACGGAGGUGGCGCUGGUGGCGGAGGAGGAGUGGCGGGGGCGGCAGGACGCCCUCCGUGGGCUCACAGCGGAGUGGCAGGGCUUUCUUAUCUUCCCUUUCCCCUCCUUCCUCACCACAUUCCCGCCCUCCCACCCAUCGUUUGCAGGCAACUGGAGGACGCAACAGAGGUUCAGGGCAACUUAGAACAAGAACUGGAUCAUCUGUAUCUGGAGUUGCAGCACGAGCAGGAGCUGUCAACAGAGGUGGCGCUGGUGGCGGAGGAGGAGUGGCGGGGUCGACAGGACGCGCUCCGCGCGCUCGCAGAGGCGCACAGGCAGCUUGAAGCCCUUGGCGCUCUCGGCAGCGACGCUGCUGCCGCCGCUGCCGCCGCUGCUGCUGCCGGUGCUUCUGCUGCUGGUGCUGGCGCUUCUGCUGCUUUCUCAGCUGCUGCUGGUGCUGGUGGUGCUGGGGGGGAAUACGAGGGGCCUGUUGUGGCAGAGAGGCAGGAUAGCUUUGCGAGACGGAGGGCAGGGGAGGCGCCCUUGCUGCCUCCACGCCCCAAGCUCCCUGCUGCUGCUGACGGCACAGGAGAGCAGGGCAGAUCCCUGCAGCCACAGCCGCAGCAGCAGGCCGAGGGCAGAGUCGAGGGCAGAGCAUCGGGCGGGCUGGGUCUGGAGCGCACGUCAUCAGACAUGCUGUCGUACGUGCACGGCGCGUCGGAGCUGCUCAAGGGGCUGGCGCGGCCGGACGAGGGCGUGAGCAUGGGCAUCAAGCUCCUGGCGCUCAAGAAGGGGCUCUCCUACAGCCGCGCCGUCUCUGAAUCCCUGCGCACUGACGCUGGUGCAGUAGCAGGCGGAUCGGGCGGGUCGGGCGAAGCAGGGAGUGUGACUCCUCCUGGUGGGUCCAGUGAGGCUGGAGGGGCAGGGGCGGGGCUGGCAGGGGCGGGGCUGGCAGGGGCGGGGCUGGCAGGGGCAGCACUAACAGGGGCAGCACCGGCAGGGGCGGGGCCAGCCACACACGCGUCUGCCAAGGCGGGGCGUAUAAGCCGAACUGCCUCGCGGCGGCUGAGCGUGUCGCUGCUCUCCCCGCGCUCAGCAGUGCAGCAGCGCUGGGAGCAACUCUCGGCGUCUCUCAUUGCAGAGCGCGAGGCGCACUCGGCUUCAGGGCCUGCCAGGUGGGGCCCCUGGCUGCAUGGCCGCGGGCCUUGGUGGCCCUCUGUUUCUCCUGGCGUCCCAGGUGGUUCUCCAGGUGUUUUCCCAGGUGCUCCAGGGGUUUCGCCAGGUGGUUUGGCGGCGGGAGCGGGCGUGGCCCGGGGAGAAGCAGGGGAUAUAGCAGCAGGGGCGGUAGGGGCGGCAGCAGGGGGGCAGUCAGGGCGGCAUCGGACGGCGUUUGUGCACGUGAUGCUACAGCUGUCGUUGCACCGAAAACCCGACCCUCCUGCUGCUGCUGCUGCUGCUGCUGCUGGUGCAGCUGUGGCAAAUGCUGUUGACACAGGUGACAGUAAACAAGGUGACAGCAAGGAGAGCACAGGGGCAAAGGAUGCGGCCACCACAGCAGCAGGGGCAGCAGGGGCAGCAGGGGCAGCAGGAGCGAGAGCAGGGGAAGUCAAGAAGCCGCUUCUGCAUAUCUUUGUGGGGGAGAGCGGUGCUAAGGAUAAGGGUACUGGGACAGCUGCAUCAGCAGUACAGGCAGCAGAUAAGGCAUCAGAGAUUGCAGGGGCUGAGGGUAAGAGACAGGAGCAGACAGAGAAGGAGCAGCAGACAGCAAGGGAGGCAGAGGAGGAAGCGGAGGAGGCAGAGGAGGAAGCUGAGGACGUGAAUGAAAUGAGUGAGGAGCGGCGGGAGAAGGAGGUAGAAGCUCUCAUGCUCCAGGCGGAGGCGCUGAGAGGCACGGUGGCUCUUUGCAUGAAAGAAUCGGCUGCAGUCAGGCAGACGCUCAGAGAAGCAGAGAGAGAGGCGGAGAGAGAGCGAGAGAGAGAGCAGGAGCAGAUGCGGGGAGGGGGAGGGGGAGGGGGAGGGGGAGGGGGAGGGGGAGGGGGAGGGGGAGGAGGGGGAGGGGGAGGGGAGGGAGGGGCCGGGGAGGUGGGGUUGGUGGCAGUGGUGAUUGCAGAGGUGGAUGAGGAGGGGAUGGGGGUGAGGGAGAGGGGCGGGCGGGAGAGGGGCGUGGGGGUGGGAGGCGAGGAGGGGGAGGGGGCGCUGGUGGUGGCGAUGCAAGAUGGCAUGGCGUCUCCCAUGGUGCGGGAUGGCAGGCCUGGUGGCAGGAGGGGCGUGGACAAGCGUGUGGAGGUGCAGAGAGCAGCAGUGGAAGCCAAGGAAGCAGAGCUGGCGCACGUGAUGCAGCAGCUCAGGACCGUGGACUCGCGCAUCGAGCAGCUGCUCUCUGCAGAGCCACCCUCCCCUCCCCGCGCUGCUGCCACUCAGAGUGGAGGCCUGUUUGCAGCUACCGGUUCUCUCUUCUCCUCUAUGAUGCCUCGUGCUUCCACCGUCACUCUCCCUCAAGCCUCCAAAGCCCCUAUCGUGGCCAAACCCUCAACCCAGCCGAAUCAUUUUGCACAGCUACUCUCCCUCUCGCUCACCCCGUCUGCGACUGUUCAAUCGGACAAAGGCACCACCAGUACCACCGGCAGCAACACCGUUGCACCGCAACCAACCCAGGCCGCUGCCCUCCCUGCCCCACACCCUGUCAACCUGCCAGCUCAGCAUCUGCCACCUCAGCACGCACCAGCUCAGCAACAACCUCUGGUCGUGGAGCUUCAGCCACUCAACGUGCCACAUCAGCAGCAGCACCUCCAGGCCCAGGAUCUCACUCCAUACGGGCAGCCCGCCGGGCAGCCCGGGCAGGUUCCCAUGCAGCAGGAAACUUUCUACAGGCAGGACGAGCCAGCAUACCCGGACGCAGGAUACAGGUCCGGGCACAGGCUCGGGCACGGGUCGUCCGGCGGAGGUUCGCCAAGGUCAGGCUCGGGAGGGCUAGACCCAGGCUCUCCCUAUUCGGACGACUACCCGCCUUCCCUGCAAGCUGUAGACCUGAGGUCGCCUGGGGGCCCCAUGGAUAUGUCACCUGAUUCUAUGGGGGGCUAUGAGGGGCAGGGUGGGUUCGGGUUCGGAGGGUUUGGGCUUAUGACAGACAUCCCUUGA
Closterium sp. Naga37s-1 is the source of this 6861-nucleotide messenger RNA. The record is from the annotation of a GenBank genome assembly. Lineage: Eukaryota; Viridiplantae; Streptophyta; Zygnematophyceae; Desmidiales; Closteriaceae.